Molecule: messenger RNA, 933 nt
Organism: Limanda limanda (common dab)
Lineage: Eukaryota; Metazoa; Chordata; Actinopteri; Pleuronectiformes; Pleuronectidae
Gene: tmem14a
Product: transmembrane protein 14A
Exons: 5
Coding region: 85-387 (100 amino acids)
Biological process (GO): regulation of heme biosynthetic process
Cellular component (GO): mitochondrial membrane
Source: RefSeq, a predicted model, not a curated record
UAGUGGGUGUCAGUAACCAGGAAGUGCAGUGACAGAUCGAAGGUACUGUUGAGCUGCUGCUGUUGUUUCUACUCGAGUUUGGUGAUGGACUGGAUCGGGUUCUGCUACGCUGCGGCCAUCGCCCUUGGAGGGUUUAUGGGCUACAAGCGAAAAGGCAGCGUGAUGUCCCUGAUGGCGGGGAUAGUGUUUGGUGGAUUAUCUGCUUAUGGUGCCUACAACGUCUCCAAUGACCCGAAGGACAUUAAGGUCUCAUUGAUUGCCUCUGGACUCCUUGCAGUAAUCAUGGGCAUGAGAUACAAGAAGUCUGGGAAAUUAUUGCCUGCUGGGAUAAUGUCGGGGCUAAGUUUGGUAAUGGUGUUUCGACUUUUGCUCCUGAUCAUGGCGUGAGUGCAGGAACGGCACCGACCAGUCUGAGGAGACCCUGUCGGCCUCUGAAUGAACGAAAGAAACAUGGUUCCCUGUCAGCACCAGUCAUCUGCUACGUGUAAUAACAAGCACUGACACGACAGCGUGAUGUUUAAAUGUCGUGUUCUGAUAGAGUUCAUUCCAAACAUCAGUAACGGAAUUUGAAGCUUAUUUUGUAGAUUUCAUCAUUUUCACCAAAUACUAAAAAACACUGAUCAGUCACUACAUUAAAAAACAGUUAAUACCACUCAAACCAUCACCUUCUUUAAUACAUGAUCAGUGUUAAGUUUCAUGGGACCAGAAUCCAUUUUGUAAUUAAUCUCUACGCUUAUCAAGCCUUUUUUGUAAACCUUAUGAUUUUAUAUUGUUUAAUUUUGUCUUUAUACACUGAUGUAUUCGCUCACAGUACUGGCAGCACAACAGAUGUACCUGACAUUUGUGGGUGUUAUUGUUUGUCUUGGCAGUUUACAGUUUACACUACCACCGUUUUGUUUUCUGCAGGAUAUUAAACUGAAAUAUUCAAAUUAA